AUGGGUUGUGUUUGUGGUAAGCCCCACGCUAUUGAUGAUAGUAAGGAGAGCCCAGGGGAGAGGCUGCCGAGUAAAGACAUAGCCAAUUCGCAGACCCUACGCUCUUCAUCCGCCAGGAGGGAGGAGAGUUAUCAGGUGAAAAAUCGGUUAGAUAGUGGGGGAAGGGUGAUUCUGAUUGAUAAGCAGGUCAAUGGCUCAGUCAGAUUACAUGGAGAGAAUUUCGAGAGGAAGAGAGAGAAAACCGAAUAUAUUUCUGUCCUGCAACACCCAAGGGUAGGUGCGGUCCCCAAGGCAAACAAAGGAGAACAGGUCGCCGCUGGAUGGCCGCCUUGGUUAGCUGCAGUGGCUGGCGAAGCUAUUAGAGGAUGGCUGCCGAGGAGGGCAGACUCUUUUGAGAAGUUGGAUAAGAUUGGCCAGGGUACUUACAGUAAUGUUUAUCGUGCCCGUGAUCUCGAUGAAGGGAAGAUUGUUGCUUUGAAGAAAGUAAGGUUUGAUAAUCUGGAGCCUGAAAGCGUUCGUUUUAUGGCGAGGGAAAUUCAUAUUUUGCGAAGGCUCAACCAUCCAAAUGUGAUCAAAUUGGAAGGUCUGGUGACAUCACGGAUGUCAUGCAGCUUAUAUCUAGUUUUCGAGUACAUGGAGCAUGACUUGGCUGGACUUGCAUCCCACCCUGGGCUCAAGUUUACUGAACCUCAGGUUAAGUGUUACAUGAAACAACUUUUACAAGGUCUUGAUCAUUGUCAUAGCUGUGGUGUCCUUCAUCGUGACAUAAAAGGCUCCAACCUUCUAAUUGACAAUAAUGGCACCCUAAAGAUUGCAGAUUUUGGUCUGGCUAGUUUGUAUGAUCCUCAUCAGACUCAACCACUAACCAGCCGUGUUGUGACUCUUUGGUACCGCCCACCUGAGCUUCUACUCGGUGCUACACAUUACAGUACUGCUGUGGAUUUAUGGAGUGCUGGUUGCAUACUUGCUGAAUUAUACGCUGGCAAGCCAAUUAUGCCUGGAAGAACAGAGGUUGAACAGUUGCAUAAAAUUUUCAAACUUUGUGGAUCACCAUCUGAAGAGUACUGGAAAAAGUCAAAGUUACCUCAUGCAACAAUUUUCAAGCCCCAACAGCCUUAUCCACGGUGUGUUGCUGAGGCAUUUAAAGAUUUCCCCGCACCGGUAUUAGCACUUAUAGACAUCUUGCUAUCCGUAGAACCCGCAGAUCGUGGGUCAGCAGCCUCUGCUUUGAAGAGUGAGUUUUUUAUUGCAAGGCCACAUCCUUGUGAUCCGUCAAGUUUACCAAGAUAUCCUCCCAGUAAAGAGUUCGACACAAAAGUACGAGAAGAAGCUAAGAGGAGACAGGUGGCUGCUGGAAGCAAAGGUCAAAGAUACGAGCUUGAAAAGAUAGGAUCCAGGGGAUCUCGAGCAGUUCCGGCACCUGAUGCCAAUGCUGAAUUGAUCUCAUCAAUGCAGAAAAGACACGGGCAGUCGAACUCAAAGAGCAGGAGUGAGAUGUUCACCUCUCAUCCUGAAGAAGUGGCUUCAGGUUUUCCAAUUGAUCCCCCGCGGCCAUCUCGAUCCAUUGACGAACCAAACGACGACUCUCAUGGUACUAUCCACAAGCGGUCCUCGCAUUCUGGGCCAUUGGUUAAUCGAGCUGCCUGGACAAAGGCCGGAAAGAAAAUGGAAAGUGCUCCAAAGAAUUUUGCCGUGGCCGAGUUGCCAACCAUGUCUGGUUUAGUAGCUGCCAGGCGGAGCAUGCUGUUGGAAGAGAGUAGUGAGAAAUCUUAUUCCCGGCAGGAAGUACCAAAGCUUAUUUCAAGGUUUCCAGGGUCUCUCAAGGAGGCUUUGAAUUCGACGACGAGGCAAAACCAGGAGAUUAGUGGGCAGCAUGAAGAAGAUAAAGCAAGCAACAACUCUGUUCAUGUGGGUGAUGGGUCAAAGGGCAAGAAAAUCCAUUACUCUGGACCAUUGCUGGUUCCAUCAGUGAAAGUGGAGCAGAUGUUGAAAGAUCACGAGCGGCAGAUCCAGGAGGCUGUUAGACGUGCUCGGCUAGAAAAGGAGAGGAUGCGAAAAGAAUUACCAAUGAACUCGCUUGGCCGAUGA
Molecule: messenger RNA, 2088 nt
Organism: Striga hermonthica
Lineage: Eukaryota; Viridiplantae; Streptophyta; Magnoliopsida; Lamiales; Orobanchaceae
Source: the annotation of a GenBank genome assembly